This is a messenger RNA of Perca flavescens (yellow perch), 882 nucleotides long. RefSeq names its product C-type mannose receptor 2-like. The coding region runs from base 1 to 882 and encodes 293 amino acids. NCBI's taxonomy places the organism in Eukaryota, Metazoa, Chordata, Actinopteri, Perciformes, Percidae. The transcript has 5 exons. The record is from RefSeq and is a predicted model, not a curated record.
AUGAACUACAAGGAGGACAUGAAGACCCUGAACAACACGGCAGUUUUAGACAACAUGUUCUUCUCAACUAACAGCUCUCGAGCCUGGAUAGGGCUGCACGAUGGCCAGGUCCUGGGCAGCUGGGGCUGGUCACUGUCAGACACAAGUUUCUACAAACCUGGGGAGACGGAGUUCAGACAAUGGAAGACUGGACAACCACAGUAUGACAACCCCUGUGCAACCAUGUUUGGUACUGGACUAUGGGACAACUUCUACAGUUGUAACAAAGCCAUGUAUGCAAUCUGCGUAAAUGUCAAAGGGUCAGAUGUGACUUUUGUCACAAUCACCAAAGCCGUGACAUGGACCGAGGCACAGAGCUACUGCAGAGAACACUACACCGACCUGGCCAGUGUGAGAAACCUGACAGAGAACAGGAAGGUAUAUGAUACGACAUUUACACAAUAUACUGAAAACAUUGGAUCGGUAGCCUGGAUCGGCCUUUUCCGAGACUCGUGGAAGUGGUCCGAUGGGAGCAGCUCCUCAUUCAGGUUCUGGAAAAAGGGGCAACCUGAUAACAAAUACGGGAACGAGACUUGUGUGGCUGCAGACUUCAGCAACUCUGGAAACUGGGAGGACUGGCCCUGUGACAUGGAGAGAGCGUUCAUUUGCUAUGGCCCACCGACGUCUGUUUCAAAGCGAGUGAUGAAAGUGCGGUUUGAGAACAAGAACUCUCUGGAUGUGAAUGACCCUGUUGUGAUGGAGGCCAUGUUGAAGCAGCUCAAACAGAAGCUGAGGGACCAGGGGCUGAACGACCACAUCAAACUUAGCUGGAGGAAGCAGGCCAAUGGAAAAGUCUUCCACACGGAAGACAAGAAGACAAAAGACAAGGAGGAAGAGGGAUAA